Lactuca sativa (garden lettuce) is the source of this 2904-nucleotide messenger RNA. RefSeq lists its product as uncharacterized. The record is from RefSeq and is a predicted model, not a curated record. NCBI's taxonomy places the organism in Eukaryota, Viridiplantae, Streptophyta, Magnoliopsida, Asterales, Asteraceae.
AUGUCUGUUGGUGCUUGGAAUGUUAGGGGAUUGAAUAAAUCUGUUAAGCAGAAGGAGGUUAUUGAUGUUAUUAGGUGUAAUAACCUUGGUAUUUGUGCUGUGAUUGAAUCUCAUGUCAAAAUCUUAAAUCUCAAGAGUGUUUGUGCUAAGACUUUUGGGCAGUGGGAUUGGAUCUCUAAUAAUAAUAGUUGUGAAGCUGAUCUUGGCAUGUAUUUGUCUUUUAUAUAUGCUGCUUCGAAUUAUAUUGAAAGAAGAUUACUUUGGGAUAAUUUGAAAAAACAUAGUUUGGUUGUUAAUAGGGAAGCUUGGGGUUUAUUAGGUGAUUUUAAUGUUGCUAUAAAACCUUCGGAAUAUUCUGAAAGCUGUUCUAGAACUCCUAAAGGAGUUGAAGAUUUUGUUGAUUGUUUGAGUUUUAUUGAAGUGGAGGACUUGAAGUCUUAUGGGUUUCAGUUUACAUGGAACAAAACUCCUAUGGGUAAUAUGGGGCUGUUGAAGAAGCUUGAUAGAGUUAUGGUUAAUCAAAAAUUUAUGUCGAACCAUCCUCUUGCUCAUGCUGUCUUUAAACCAUACAGAAAUUCGGAUCAUUGCCCUGCUAUUUUAAAUUUUCCUGUGACACAAAAGUUGAAGAUUCUCAAAAAACAUUGCAGGGAGAUGUGUAAUAAAUAUUGGGGAGCUGGAAAAAGAAUUCAGAAAUUAAGAAAGGAUUUGGAAUGUAAACAACAAGAUAUUGACAAUAAUCCUUUUGAUUGCAAGAUUAGGGAAGAGCAUGCUAAUAUUUUCUUAGAUUUUAAUAUUGCUUGUAAUGAUGAAGAAAAGAUUCUUGCUCAGCGUGCUAAAAUCAAAUGGUUACAGGAUGGGGACAAUAACUCUAAAUUCUUUCACAAAAUUGUUAAAAGCAAGGGUAUCAAUAAUCGUAUUCAGAUGGUUCUGAAUGAAGAUGGUCGUUGGGUGAGUGGGAAGGCUAUGAUAGAGAAAUUUGUGUCUCAUUUUAAUAAGUUUUUGGGAUGUAAGGAUGAUACUGAUUUGUCGGGCUUAAAUGAUGAGUUUUUUCCUAAAAAAUUGGACAGUAGGGUGGCUGUUGAUAUGAUUAGAGUGGUUACUGAUGAAGAAAUUAAAUUGGCGAUGUUUGACAUAGAUGACAAUCGUGCCCCUGGGCCUGAUGGGUAUUCUUCAAAAUUUUUUAAAAGUUCUUGGAGUAUUGUUGGUCCAGAUGUUUGUAAGGCUGUGAGAGAAUUUUUUGGACUGUGUAUCAGUAAGAUUAUAGUGAAUAGAAUUAGAAAUUGUUUGGGAGAUAUUGUAAGUAAUAACCAAUCAGCUUUUAUUCCUGGUAGAUCUAUUUUGGACAAUAUUCUUCUUGCUCAGGAGUUGAUGGUGGGGUACAAAAAAAAGAGAGGUACCCCUAAAUGUACGAUAAAGAUUGAUAUACAAAAGGCUUAUGAUACGGUGGAUUGGGAUUUUCUUAAUAGAGUUCUGCAGGGAUUUGGGUUUCAUCCAGUCAUGGUUAAAUGGAUUAUGGCUUGUGUUUCUUCCCCGUGGUUCAUGCUCAAUUUUAAUGGUGAAGAUCAUGGGAGUUUUUUAUGGGCUAAUGGUGAGAUAGUCAAAGGUAAAGCUAAAGUUAAGUGGCUUGAAAUUUGCAAACCUAAGGAGUAUGGUGGGCUGGGAAUAAAGAAUUUGAGGAAAUGGAAUGAUGCUUUACUUGCUAAACAUGUUUGGAAUGUGGUUAAUAACAAAAAUUCCCUGUGGGUGCAGUGGGUGAGAAUCAAUUAUAUAGGCAGCAGGAAUUUUUGUGAUAUUCUGCAGAAAAAGAGUAUGAACUGGACAUGGAAGAGAUUUUUGGAGAUAAGGAAUACUGUUAGACCUCAUGUUAUUUCAUGUGUGGGUAAUGGGCGGAACACUUCUUUAUGGCAUGAUUGGUGGCAUCCAAUAGGUAUCCUUUGUACUAUUAUCCCUAGGAGAGAGUGGAUUAGUAAUGGUCUUAGUGAUUCUGCUUUAGUUUGUGAUGUUCUUGAGUUUGAUUCUUAUUCAUGGCCGGUUGAAUGGGUUAAUAAGUUCCCUGGAUUGACUGAAGCUCCUAUGUUUUGUAUUGAUUCUAAUUUGAAUGAUGUUGUUGGAUGGAGGGAUAAGGGAGGUAUAUGCAGAAAAUUCUCAUGCAAACAGGUGUGGAAUGAUUUGAAUAAUUUUGGGGAUAUUAUGCCUUGGUUUGAUCUUGUUUGGUAUAAUAAUUGCAUUCCUCGCAACUCUUUUAUUUUAUGGUUGGCUGUCCUGAACAGAUUAAAAACUCAGGAUAGGGUUAGAGGAUGGGAAUUGGCUGGUAACUUGCUGUGUCCUUUUUGUGAUAAUGUGCCUGAUUCGCAUAGCCAUUUAUUCUUUAAUUGUGAGUAUUCCUCUAGAAUUUGGAAAUAUUUCUGCAGUAAAGUGGGGCUAAAUUUAAGAACGGUUGAAUGGAAUGAUCUUAUUUUAAUGUUGAGCAGAAUGCUUAAACUGAAGACAGGGGAGAAUUUGAUCAUUAAAUGUAUGAUUGCUAGCUGUGUGUCUAAUAUUUGGAGAGAGAGAAACGCUAGACUUUUUGGUUCUAGCAGAAUAUCAGUUGAGGGGGUUAUAGCUAGUAUUGAGAAUGAGAUUCGUUUGAAGCUGAUGGGAUUAAGGAAAAGAGUUAAAAUGAUCAAUAAUAAGUGGUGGCAGUUAAAUAAGGAUGAUGUUAUUAAUGGUAUAUGGUGGGGGUAUUUUGGGAAUAAAAAUAUGCACAAAGGAAUUGACGGAAUAUGUCACUGGUUGGAGAGUUUACUCUUAAAUCAUGUGACUUGUACCUAUGGGAUUUGCUGUUUGGAUAUGAUCUUAAUUGAGAUUACCCAAAUAGAGAAUCCUAGACAUAAAGGCGAAGCAAAGGUUGGUGGUGGGCAAUAG